CGCCUGUCCCCCUCCUCCCGCCUUACCCCUCCCCCAGGAGCCCCCCUCUCUCUCCUCGCCCACCUCCGCCGGGAGCGAGCGCCGCGGCUGUGCGGAAAAGCCAUGGGAGGCGAGACCUCGGCACCUGUUCAGCUGAAAUCAAGGGCUUACAGUACACUGGGCAGUUUGGCUUGGUGGUAGGAACGAACCAAAGGAAGGAGAAGCAAGCAAGAAAAAGUGAGAGAGGAUUGGAGCGACUGCCGCUGCCGGGAAAAAAAAAUAAAAACCCAAGGAAGAUAACUGGGAAGGAAAAGGAUUUUCAUGGCGCAGGCUGCAGAGCUAAGCAAGAAGACUGAAGGUUGCAUCUCUGCUCUUACAGUCUCUAACUGUCUAGGUCCAGAUAAUGAGAGAUUGUGUUGAGGAUGCUGCUGCUGCUCCCCUGUUCACUGUGGAAGCCAUCUCCAAAUUAGCCAUUACAUAUGGAAACUGGAGACCAGAAUUUUAGAAAAAGGGAUUAAGGCGUCUCGUUUUGGGGGGGGUUCUCUCUUUAUUUGUUUAGUUUUUCUUGGUUCUUUUCUCGCCUUUUUUUUUUUUUUCUUUUUCCUCUUUCCUUUUUUUAUAUCUCAACCAGAACGUUUCCGAUUUAAAAGGCAAGCCUCUUCCCGUGUGGUCUUUCUAAUUUACACUCUUUUCCGUGGGCUUUCUUACCUCCCUUUUUUGAUAUCUAUCUCUCUAUAUAAACCCAUUAUAUUAUUAGUCGGAAUUAUUAUUCUUUUAUUUUAUUAAACACACACACCCCAAGAAUCAGAAGGCGGUUGGGUAUUUGUAUAAUGAAGAAUUAUGGGGCUCUUUGACAGAGGUGUUCAGAUGCUUUUAACCACCGUUGGUGCUUUCGCUGCCUUCAGCCUGAUGACCAUAGCUGUGGGGACCGACUACUGGCUUUACUCCAGAGGGGUUUGCAAGACUAAAACUGUCAGUGAGAACGAAACCAGCAAAAAGAACGAGGAAGUCAUGACCCAUUCUGGAUUAUGGAGAACCUGCUGCCUGGAAGGGAAUUUUAAAGGUCUGUGUAAGCAAAUCGAUCACUUCCCUGAGGAUGCAGAUUAUGAAGCCGAUACAGCAGAAUAUUUCCUCCGGGCUGUUAGAGCCUCUAGUAUUUUCCCGAUCCUGAGUGUGAUUCUGCUUUUCAUGGGUGGACUCUGCAUUGCAGCCAGCGAGUUCUACAAAACCCGACACAACAUCAUCCUUAGUGCCGGCAUCUUCUUCGUGUCCGCAGGUCUGAGUAAUAUAAUUGGCAUCAUCGUAUACAUAUCAGCCAACGCUGGAGACCCCUCCAAGAGUGACUCCAAGAAGAACAGCUAUUCCUACGGCUGGUCCUUCUACUUCGGGGCCCUGUCCUUCAUUAUAGCCGAGAUGGUGGGAGUGCUGGCGGUCCACAUGUUCAUAGACCGGCACAAACAGCUGCGCGCCAACGCCCGUGCCACGGACUACCUCCAGUCCUCCGCCAUCACCCGCAUCCCCAGCUACCGGUACCGCUAUCAGAGACGCAGCCGCUCCAGCUCCCGCUCCACUGAGCCUUCACACUCCAGGGAUGCCUCUCCCGUCGGGAUCAAAGGGUUCAAUACCCUCCCAUCAACAGAGAUCUCGAUGUACACCCUGACCAGGGACCCGCUGAAGGCAAGCACCACCCCCACCGCUACCUACAACUCCGACAGGGAUAACAGUUUCCUCCAGGUUCACAACUGUAUCCAGAAAGAGAACAAGGACUCUAUCCACACCAACACAGCCAACCGCCGGACCACCCCGGUAUGAAGCCGUCGCCAUGAGCCGAAAAUGGGGCAGGAGCGGGCAGGAGGAAAAGGGGUGGGCUGCGGGAUGGGGAGGGUGGAAGGGGCAGGGGCCAACAGGGGGGUGGGAAGGAAGAGGUGGAUGUGCCCCGUAGCGGGUGGGGACCUUCCCAAUGCAAAAAAAAAAAAAAAAAAAAAAAAAAAAAAAAAAAAAAAAAAAAAAAAAAAACCAAAAAAAUCCAUAAAAAGUAACAAAAAGACAAAAAAAGAACAACAACAAAAAAAACACUAAAUGAAGAAGCAGACAAGUAGAUGAACAAGCAAGCGAACAAAAAAACCAACCAAACAAAAACCCAAACAAAUGCAAAUGAAAAGGAAACAUGAGGAAAGAGACAGCAAUUUAAAAAAAAAAAAAAUUAAAAAAAGGAAAAAGGAAAAAAAAAAGAAAAAAAAAAGGAAAACUUUGAAAUCAAGAGAAAGAGAAUUAAAAAUAGAAAUAAAUUUAAAAGAAAAUGCAUGAUUUCCCAUGUACCAUUAUUUUAACAUUUAAUAAAAACAGACUUUAAAAAAAAAAUAAAAGGGAAUGAAGGAAAAAAAAAAAACAAUU
Pogoniulus pusillus (Red-fronted tinkerbird) is the source of this 2373-nucleotide messenger RNA. It is a transcript of the gene CACNG2, whose product is annotated as calcium voltage-gated channel auxiliary subunit gamma 2. The record is from RefSeq and is a predicted model, not a curated record. The transcript is spliced from 4 exons. Lineage: Eukaryota; Metazoa; Chordata; Aves; Piciformes; Lybiidae. Gene Ontology annotation, molecular function: voltage-gated calcium channel activity; channel regulator activity. Gene Ontology annotation, biological process: transmission of nerve impulse; positive regulation of synaptic transmission, glutamatergic; neurotransmitter receptor transport, postsynaptic endosome to lysosome. Gene Ontology annotation, cellular component: AMPA glutamate receptor complex; postsynaptic density membrane; voltage-gated calcium channel complex. Bases 820 to 1791 code for a protein of 323 amino acids.